AUGCCAACCCCACCAUCCAUUAAAAUAACUCGAUCAAAGUCGCCGUCAUCUAACAAGAAUCCAGCAGAUGUAACACCGGCCACCACAACCCCGGAAUCCAAACCUCGAAAUUUGACGUACGUGUCAUCGAAAACGUACUUGCCAGAGACUGACUCGCCCACAACUCAUCCGACGUAUUCACUGGAGACGCCAGAGACUUACUCACUGGACAUCAUUACUCCGAAUCCUAACGACUUGUAG
Molecule: messenger RNA, 240 nt
Organism: Peronospora belbahrii
Lineage: Eukaryota; Oomycota; Peronosporomycetes; Peronosporales; Peronosporaceae
Source: the annotation of a GenBank genome assembly